This is a messenger RNA of Coccomyxa subellipsoidea C-169, 888 nucleotides long. RefSeq lists its product as hypothetical. Lineage: Eukaryota; Viridiplantae; Chlorophyta; Trebouxiophyceae; Coccomyxaceae. The transcript has a single exon. The coding region runs from base 560 to 769 and encodes 69 amino acids. The record is from RefSeq and is a predicted model, not a curated record.
GGCUGAUCCCGUUACAAUUGUUGCGAUAACCAUUAGAAUUAACCAUAUGGAUGAGAAAUCCAGACUGUGCUGCUAGAAACUUUGCCCUUGGCUUCCUGGACUGAUGAAUAGGUACUGCUCAAAUGAUAAUGCCAAGCUCAAAUGUAAUAAUCAUGAGCAGCCGCUGUUGCUGCAUGCGGCAUGCUAUCAAGACUUAAAUAAACACAAGGUCCAUUUGUACAAUACACUGCCUAGCCAAGUAAACAGACAUCAAUACGACCCUUAAAUAGAUGCAAAGACUUAAAUCGCAGCAAUUCAUAGCGCCGCCUGCAGUGAUACAAUAUCUACAUAACGAGAACUUGCACACCAAUCACAAAUGUUGAUGCACCUAGGCGCUGAGCCAGUACAAAAGCACACAGUCCUCUGUACACGAUUCCGUCAAACAAAGGAAGCGUGCCAGAACAGUCUGGAGCAAGCAUACAGAGCUGCCUUGAUGCAAUCCCCUUUCAUUCUUGCCGUAAUGUACAAAUAAAAGGGCAAACUGCAGUGCGACAUGCACUGCUCAAUACAAAGUCCUGGCAUGGAACCAGCAACAAUACACUCUUUCCCUGGGUCCAGUGAGGUACAACUCCUGAACACAAAUAUUUCAGACACCUGCAUCUGGAAGACCCAGCUGAAUAUACAUAGGCGCAGCUGCUACACAUCUGCCAGGUCUGGUAAUACAAGUCCCAAUGUUUGCACAUCCCCUGCACAUGGUACAUCAUACAACCAUAGCAAUUUCAGGCUGUGACCAUCUUGCUCGCCCAGGUCACCGCUGCCGUUCUUUUCAGCGCAUUGUCGCGCGCGCAAACCACGUGGGAAUGCCUUGACUCUCCUUUAAGAUUACUCCCAGCAAGCCGGGUGCUCUGG